CUCUUCCGGCCAGGAAACAUGGCGACGCCUAUUGUAAGGACCACAUUUGGGAAAGAACCGUACGACACUUCCGUUUGAAUCUCAGUUUUUCCAAGAGCCCGGGGCGCCCGGGGCGCCGGGGGUGCGGGGGGCGUGGGCUGUGGUAAUGGGUCUGGCGCGGUUGAACGGGCUCUUCGCAGCCUAUAAGCCCCCGGGGCUAAAGUGGCUGCACCUGCGGGAUACUGUAGAACAGCAGCUUCUGAAGGGUCUCAAUGCCGCGGAGCCGUCUGUUCCUGAACAGCGUGUUCGCUUCUUGUUGGGCCCCAUGGAAGGCAAUGAAGAGGAGCUGGCCCUCACAGCCACCAGUGUGCCCACCCUCACCAAGCACAGGCUUGUGUGUGGGCCAGCAUUCACCAGCCUGAAGAUUGGUGUGGGACAUCGGCUGGAUAUCCAGUCUUCUGGGGUACUUGUGCUUGGCGUGGGACGUGGACGAAGACUCCUCACCGACAUGUAUGAUGCUCACCUCACCAAGGAUUAUACAGUGCGAGGUCUUCUAGGCAAAGCCACAGAUGACUUCCAUGAGGAUGGACGGCUGGUGGAGAAGACCACAUAUGAUCAUGUGACUAGAGAGAAGCUUGACCGGAUUCUGGCUGUUAUCCAAGGCUCCCAUCAGAAGGCCCUGGUGAUGUACUCUAACCUAGACCUGCAGUCCCAGGAGGCCUAUGAGAUGGCCACGAGAGGUGUAAUCCGGCCCAUGAACAAGUCCCCGAUGUUGAUCACUGGCUUCCGGUGCCUCCAUUUUGCACCUCCAGAGUUCCUCUUAGAGGUGCAGUGUAUGCACGAGACACAGCAGCAGCUGCGCAAGCUGGUGCAUGAGAUCGGCCUGGAGCUGAAGACCACUGCUGUCUGCUCCCAAGUGCGGCGCACACGGGACGGCUUCUUCACACUGGAUGAUGCCCUCCUGAGGACUCACUGGGACCUACACAGCAUCCAGGAUGCCAUCCAGGCUGCAGCCCCCCAGGUGGCAGCCGAGCUGGAAAAGAACCUGAAGCCAAGGUUGGGCACCCAGGAGCUCCCCAGUCCCAGCCCAUCCUGGAACUCCGAAGGCCUGAGCUCCACCAUGGGGGCAGGGAGCUGUGCAGGGCAUUGAUAGGCCAAGCCGUUGGCGGGGAAGUGGGCGUUGUAGCAUAAAGGCUCAGUAUUCAUGAGCCAGAACCAGUGAGUGUGGAGGAAUUGAGAGUAAGAGAAGCUCUUCUACAUGGACACAAAACUGAGUCUGUAAUAGGAAAGAUUAGUGGGCUUAACCCAAUUGAAAAGGAAAAAACUCUGUAUGGAGAAAGAGAUGAUAAACAAAUGACAGACUAAGACUAAUAAAAAAAAUUUGCAGUAUCUUUAACUAGGAA
This is a messenger RNA of Ictidomys tridecemlineatus (thirteen-lined ground squirrel), 1382 nucleotides long. It is a transcript of the gene Trub2, whose product is annotated as TruB pseudouridine synthase family member 2. Gene Ontology annotation, molecular function: RNA binding; pseudouridine synthase activity. Lineage: Eukaryota; Metazoa; Chordata; Mammalia; Rodentia; Sciuridae. The record is from RefSeq and is a predicted model, not a curated record. Gene Ontology annotation, biological process: pseudouridine synthesis; RNA processing.